GCCGCCGCACAGGCUCCGCCCCGUCCCGUGGCUGUCCGGGCCUGGCCCAAGGUCGAGCCAAGAGGCCAGUGAGGCUCAGUCUUCUGGCCACCCGGACGCCGACCCAGUGCCUCUUAGUGCUCGAGAAGCCAGGACGGCCGCAGGCUCCAGGGUCCAGCCGCUCCUCCGCCUCGGAAGGGCCUGCUCCAGUCCCUGGUUUCCGCCGCAGCUCAGGCGCCCACCAAGUGGUUCUCCCAGGGCUGCCAACUGAAGAGCCGCUGCUGGGUUCUGGCCCCACCAUCAUGGGUAACCCGGAGGGACGCUUCCACUUUGCCAUCGACCGCGGAGGCACCUUCACAGACGUCUUCGCUCAGUGUCCGGGCGGGCACGUGCGUGUCCUGAAACUGCUGUCAGAGGACCCUGCCAACUAUGCAGACGCGCCUACCGAGGGCAUCCGUCGCAUCCUGGAGCAGGAAGGAGGCCUGCCGCUGCCCCGGGACCGGCCCCUGGACACCAGUCGCAUCGCCAGCAUCCGCAUGGGCACCACAGUGGCCACCAAUGCGCUGCUGGAGCGGCGGGGGGAGCGUGUAGCGCUGCUGGUAACUCGCGGCUUCCGAGACCUGCUGCACAUUGGCACCCAGGCCCGUGGGGACCUCUUCGACCUGGCCGUGCCCAUGCCCGAGGUGCUGUAUGAGGAGGUGCUGGAGGUGGAUGAGCGCGUGGUGCUGUACCGAGGGGAGUCAGGCGCUGGCACGCCCGUUAAAGGCCGCACCGGGGACCUGCUGGAAGUGCAGCGGCCGGUGGACCUGGGGGCCCUGCGUGGGAAGCUGGAGGGACUCUUGUCUCGAGGCAUCCGCAGCCUGGCUGUGGCGCUUAUGCACUCAUACACGUGGACCCAGCAUGAGCAGCAGGUGGGUGCGCUGGCGCGAGAGCUGGGCUUCACACACGUGUCCCUGUCCUCGGAGGCCAUGCCCAUGGUGCGCAUCGUUCCUCGGGGCCACACGGCCUGUGCCGACGCCUACCUCACACCCACUAUCCAGCGCUACGUGCAGGGCUUCCGUCGAGGCUUCCAGGGCCAGCUCAAGGACGUGCAGGUGCUGUUUAUGCGCUCUGACGGCGGCCUGGUGCCCAUGGACACCUUCAGCGGCUCCCGUGCUGUGCUCUCAGGCCCUGCUGGAGGUGUCGUUGGCUACUCAGCCACCACCUACCAGCUGGAGGGCGGUCAACCUGUCAUUGGCUUUGACAUGGGAGGCACAUCCACAGAUGUGAGUCGCUAUGCUGGGGAAUUUGAACAUGUCUUUGAGGCCAGCACAGCCGGCAUCACCCUGCAGGCCCCUCAGCUGGACAUCAACACAGUGGCAGCUGGGGGAGGCUCCCGCCUCUUCUUCAGGUCCGGCCUGUUUGUGGUUGGGCCGGAGUCAGCAGGAGCCCACCCAGGUCCUGCUUGUUACCGCAAAGGGGGCCCUGUGACAGUGACGGAUGCUAAUCUGGUCCUGGGUCGCCUGCUGCCUGCCUCCUUCCCCUGCAUUUUUGGGCCGGGAGAGGACCAGCCACUGUCCCCUGAAGCCUCCCGCAAGGCCCUGGAGGCUGUGGCCACUGAGGUCAACAGCUUCCUGACCACUGGUCCCUGCCCGGCCUCCCCGCUGAGCCUGGAGGAGGUGGCCAUGGGGUUUGUGCGUGUGGCCAAUGAGGCCAUGUGCCGGCCCAUCCGUGCACUCACUCAGGCACGAGGCCAUGACCCCUCAGCCCACGUGCUGGCAUGCUUUGGGGGAGCUGGUGGGCAGCAUGCUUGUGCCAUUGCUCGGGCCCUGGGCAUGGACACAGUGCACAUCCACAGGCACAGCGGGCUGCUGUCGGCACUGGGGCUGGCCCUGGCAGAUGUGGUGCAUGAGGCACAGGAGCCCUGUGCCCUGCCCUAUGUACCUGAGAACUUUGUGCAGCUGGACCAAAGGCUGAGUCGCCUGGAGGAGCAGUGCGUGGACGCCCUACGGGCCCAGGGCUUCCCCAGGUGCCAGAUCAGCACGGAGAGCUUCCUGCACCUGCGCUACCAAGGCACCGACUGUGCCCUGAUGGUGUCUGCUCACCAGCACCCGGCUUCUGCCUGCUCGCCCCGGGCCAGUGACUUUGGGGCAGGUUUUGUGGAGAGGUACAUGAGGGAGUUUGGCUUCGUCAUUCCUGAGCGGCCAGUGGUGGUAGAUGACGUGAGGGUGAGAGGCACCGGCCACAGCAGGCUUCACCUCGAAGAUACCCCUAAAGCCCAGACCGGGCCACCCCGCGUGGACAAGAUGACCCAGUGCUACUUUGAGGGGGGCUACCAGGAGACCCCUGUGUACCUUUUGGGAGAGCUAGGCUAUGGGCACAAGCUCCAGGGGCCCUGCCUCAUCAUUGACAGCAACAGUACCAUCCUGGUGGAGCCAGGUUGCCAGGCAGAGGUGACCAAAAUGGGGGACAUCCGCAUCUCUGUGGGGGCUGAAGCCUCCAAUGCAGUGGGCACUCGGGUUGACCCCAUCCAGCUGUCUAUCUUCUCACAUCGCUUUAUGAGCAUUGCUGAGCAGAUGGGCCGAAUCCUGCAGCGCACGGCCAUCUCUACCAACAUCAAGGAGCGCCUGGACUUCUCGUGUGCCCUCUUUGGGCCUGAUGGGGGGCUUGUCUCCAAUGCGCCCCACAUCCCUGUGCACCUGGGUGCCAUGCAGGAGACUGUGCAGUUCCAGAUCCAGCACUUGGGGGCUGACUUGCACCCUGGUGAUGUGUUGCUGAGUAACCACCCCAGUGCUGGGGGCAGCCAUCUUCCAGACCUGACUGUCAUCACACCGGUGUUUUGGCCGGGUCAGAUGCAGCCUGUGUUCUAUGUGGCCAGCCGAGGGCACCACGCAGACAUUGGAGGCAUCACUCCAGGUUCCAUGCCCCCCCACUCCACUACACUGCAGCAAGAGGGUGCUGUCUUUCUGUCCUUCAAACUUGUCCAGGGAGGCGUUUUCCAGGAAGAGGCAGUGACUGAGGCCCUCCAGGCUCCAGGCAAGAUCCCCAGCUGCAGUGGAACCAGGAAUCUGCAUGACAACCUGUCUGACCUCCGUGCCCAGGUGGCAGCCAACCAGAAGGGGAUCCAGUUGGUAGGAGAGCUCAUCGGGCAGUAUGGUCUGGAUGUGGUGCAGGCUUACAUGGGCCAUAUUCAGGUGGGUCGGGGGCAGAAGCAUAGGGCAACUGCCUCUGGGCAUCUUGGUCAUCCUGAAGGUGGCAUGGCUGCUGCUGAACCUCCUCCUUGCCAGGCAAAUGCUGAGUUGGCAGUGCGAGACAUGCUGAGGGCCUUUGGAGCCUCCCGGCAGGCCCAGGGCCUGCCCCUCGAGGUGUGUGCAGAAGACAACAUGGAUGACGGCUCCCCCAUCCACCUUCGGGUGCAGAUCAACCCCAGUCAGGGCAGUGCAGUGUUUGACUUCAGCACCACUGGGCCAGAGGUGUUUGGUAACCUGAACGCACCCAGGGCCAUAACGCUGUCAGCCCUCAUCUACUGCCUGCGCUGUCUAGUAGGCCGGGACAUCCCACUCAACCAGGGCUGCCUGGCGCCAGUUCGCGUUGUGAUUCCCAGAGGUUCCAUCCUGGACCCAUCCCCGGAAGCAGCUGUGGUGGGCGGCAACGUGCUCACAUCCCAGCGCGUGGUAGAUGUGAUCCUGAGAGCCUUUGGGGCCUGUGCCGCCUCCCAGGGCUGCAUGAACAACGUGACCCUGGGCAACGCCCACAUGGGCUACUAUGAGACGGUGGCGGGCGGUGCGGGCGCCGGCCCCAGCUGGCAUGGGCGCAGCGGCGUGCACAGCCACAUGACCAACACGCGCAUCACCGACCCCGAGGUCCUGGAGAGCCGGUACCCGGUCAUCCUGCGCCGCUUCGAGCUGAGGCCGGGCUCUGGGGGCCGAGGCCGCUUCCGCGGGGGCGACGGCGUGAUCCGCGAGCUGCUCUUCCGCGAGGAGGCUCUACUGUCAGUGCUGACCGAGCGCCGCGCCUUCCAGCCCUAUGGCCUCCACGGGGGCGAGCCUGGUGCCCGUGGCCUAAACCUGCUGAUCCGUAAGGACGGGCGGACGGUGAAUCUGGGCGGGAAGACAUCGGUGACCGUGUACCCCGGAGAUGUGUUCUGCCUCCACACGCCGGGAGGCGGAGGCUACGGGGACCCGGAGGACCCCGCUCCACCGCCGGGGUCGCCUCCUCAGCCUGCAGCCUUCCUGGAGCGCGGCAGCCUCUAUGAGUACCGGCGGGCCCAGGAGGCUGUGUGAGCGCCUGCGCAAUAAAGAUUCCUGAAGCCGCCCGGCCUGAGGGCGCCGCUAAGG
This is a messenger RNA of Nycticebus coucang (slow loris), 4295 nucleotides long. RefSeq names its product 5-oxoprolinase, ATP-hydrolysing (gene OPLAH). The record is from RefSeq and is a predicted model, not a curated record. Lineage: Eukaryota; Metazoa; Chordata; Mammalia; Primates; Lorisidae. Gene Ontology annotation, biological process: glutathione metabolic process. Gene Ontology annotation, cellular component: cytosol. The transcript is spliced from 26 exons. Gene Ontology annotation, molecular function: 5-oxoprolinase (ATP-hydrolyzing) activity. Bases 282 to 4241 code for a protein of 1319 amino acids.